Molecule: messenger RNA, 876 nt
Organism: Ipomoea nil (Japanese morning glory)
Lineage: Eukaryota; Viridiplantae; Streptophyta; Magnoliopsida; Solanales; Convolvulaceae
Product: heavy metal-associated isoprenylated plant protein 39-like
Exons: 4
Coding region: 93-608 (171 amino acids)
Source: RefSeq, a predicted model, not a curated record
CUGCACCCACUAAACUACUAUAAAUUCCCAGGUCUCAUAUUUCUUUUAUCCCAUUAAACCAUAACCCACACUUAUUAGCUUAAGCUACAAUCAUGGCCGAGCUAAAAGUGGUGAUUAAGCUUGAGGUGAAUGGGGAGAGGCCAGCUUCAUUAGCAAAGAGGAUGGGAGUGGGUAUGUUGAAGGCGAUGCUGCCAUUCGAAUGCGUAUCAAAACCCUUUAAGCACAGUGCUCCCGAAAAUAAAAGCAAAGCCAUGCAGAUUGCAGUAGGAUUCCAUGAUGUGAAUUCGGCGGCACUGGAAGGGGACGGAAAGGAUGAGCUGGUUGUGAAAGGAAGAAUCGAUCCGGUGGAGCUGGUGACGGUGCUGAGGGACAAGGUAGGCGGCGCUCAUAUCAAGAGCGUCGGGCCGGCAGAUGAUAAGAAAGAGAAAGAGAAGAAAGAGAAAGAGGAGAAAGAGAAGAAAGAGAAAGAGGAGAAAGAGAAGAAAGAGAAGGAGGAAAAGGAAAUGAUGGAGAAGAUGUUCAGUUCUGCAUCGGUGUAUCCUUGGCCACAUCAGCCAUUGAUAUACGAGGUUCCUGAUUACAACCCUCGCGGCUGCUUCUCUUUCUGAUGAUCAAUCAAUCCAUAUAUAUAUAUAUAUACAUAGUUGCAUUCACAUGCAUGCAGCAUAUAUGCAUGCAUGCAUGCAUGUCUUACAUAUAGUCUGUUAGCUUAGCUCCCAUAUAUCCUCAAACUUUAUAUAUAUAUAGUUUUAAUCCAGCAGUUUGGGAUACUUAAUUGGUAAUCGAAUUGCUAAUGCAACUAUUGUGUGUAUGCUCGUGAGCGUAUGUAAUAUAUAUACAAUUAUGUUCUCCUUUUAUGUAUUUUUUUUUUCAUGU